AUGGUGGGUGAAGGCCCCUACCCAGAUCUGGACCAGCAAGGCCAGAGGAGAUCCUUUGUAGACAGAUAUGACCCCAGCCUGAAGACCAUGAUCCUAGUGAGACCCUAUGCAAGGUUGGCCUCCAACCCAGUGGAUGAUGUGGGGCUGCUCUCCUUCGCCACCUUUUCCUGGCUCACACCUGUGAUGGUUAGAGGCUACAAGCACACGCUGACUGUGGACACCCUGCCCCCAUUGUCAUAUGACUCAUCUGACGUCAACGCCGAAAGAUUGCGAAUCCUCUGGGAUGAAGAGGUAGAAAGGGUGGGUUCUGAGAAAGCCUCUCUGGACCAAGUGGUCUGGACAUUCCAGAAGACGCGUGUUUUGAUGGAUAUUGUGGCCAACAUCCUGUGUAUUAUCAUGGCAGCCAUAGGGCCGACAGUUCUCAUUCACCAAAUCCUACAGCAGACUGAGAGCAUCUCCAGGAAUGUCUGGGUUGGCAUUGGCCUGUGCAUGGCCCUUUUUGCAACUGAGUUUACCAAAGUCCUCUUUUGGGUCCUUGCCUGGGCCAUAAAUUAUCGCACAGCGAUCUGGUUGAAGGUGGCAAUCUCUACCCUGGUUUUCGAAAACCUGGUGUCUUUCAAGAUGCUGACACAUAUCUCUGUUGGUGAGGUGCUCAAUAUACUAUCCAGUGAUAGUUAUUCCUUGUUUGAAGCUGCCUUGUUUUGUCCCUUGCCAGCCACCAUCCUGGUCCUAAUGGCUGUUUGUGUGGUGUAUGCCUUUUUCAUUCUGGGGCCCACAGCUCUCAUUGGGAUAUCCAUGUAUGUCAUAUUCAUCCCCAUCCAGAUGUUUAUGGCUAAGCUCAAUUCAGCUUUCCGAAGAUCAGCAAUUUCGGCGACAGACAAGUGAGUUCAGACAAUAAAUGAGUUUCUGACCUGCAUCAAACUGAUUAAAAUGUAUGCCUGGGAGAAAUCUUUUACCAACACCAUUAGAGAUAUAAGGAAGAGGGAAAGGAAAUUACUGGAAAAAGCUGGAUUUGUCCAAAGUGGAAACUCAGCCCUGGCCCAUGUUGCAUCCACCAUAGCCACUGUAUUGACCUUCACCUGCCGCAUCCUUCUCAGACUCAAGCCCACAGCCCCGGUGGCAUUUAGUGUGAUUGCCAUGUUUAAUGUAAUGAAGCUUUCAAUUGCAAUCUUGCCUUUCUCGGUCAAAGCAGUGGCUGAAGCCCGUGUCUCCCUAAGGAGAAUGAAGAAAAUUCUCACAGAAAAAAGCCCCCCAUCUUACAUCACCCAACCAGAAGACCCAGAUACUGUCUUGCUUUUAUCAAAUGCCACCUUGACAUGGGAGCAAGAAGCCAGCAGGAAAAGUGCAGACCUACAGAAAGUGCAGAACCAGAAAAAGCAGUUUUUCAAGAAGCAAGUGCCAGAGGCAAACCUCAGAGGCUGAGGUUUAAGUCCAUCAGCCAAGGGAGUUGCUGGCCCAGAGGAGCAAAGAGGCAGCCCCAGAUUGGUUCUGCACAAUAUAAACUUUGUGCUGAGAAAGGGGAAGGUCUUGGGACUAUGAGGGCAUGUUGGAAGUGGAAAGAGCUCCCUAUUGCUGGUACUGUUGCUCCAGUUGCAGUUACAGUGAGGGACCAUGGCAGUCAACGGAACUGUGGCCUAUGUUUCCCAGCAAGCAUGGAUCUUGCACGGAAAUGUGCGAGAAAAAUUAUUUGGAGAAAAGUAUGAUCACCAAAGGUAUCAGCACACAGUUCGAGUCUGUGCCCUCCAGGAGGACCUGAGCAGCCUCCCUUUUAGAGACCUGACUGAGAUUGGGGAGCGGGGCCUCAACUUUUCUGGGAGACAGAGGCAGAGGAUCAGCCUGGCCCGGGCCAUCUACUCAAACCAUGAGCUCUACCUGCUGGAUGAACCCCUGUCUGCCGUGGAUGCCCAAGUGGGGAAGCACAUCUUUGAGGAGUACAUUAAGAAGGCCCUCAGGGGGAAGACUGUCGUCUUGGUGACCCACCAGCUGCAGUUCUUGGAGUCCUGCGAUGAGGUCAUUUUGUUAGAAGAUGGAGAGAUUUGUGAAAAAGGAACCCACAAGGAGUUAAUGGAAGAGAGAGGGCACUAUGCAAAACUAAUCCACAACCUCAGAGGGCUGCAAUUCAAGGAUCCUGAGCACAUCUACAAUGCAGCAAUGGUGGAAGCCCUUAAGGAGGGCCCUGCUGAAGGAGAUGAAGAUGCUGAUCUCUCUUUAUUUCUCACCCUACUCUUGGUUGCAGGAGAUGAGAAAGAUGGAGGAAAAGAAUCUGAAACAGACUCAGAAUUUGUAGACAUAAAGGUUCCUCUGCACCAGCUCGUUCAGACUGAAUCCCCCCAGGAAGGAACCGUGACCUGGAAAAUGUAUCAUGCGUACAUCAAGGCUUCUGGAGGCUACCUCCUCUCUCUAUUUGUAGUGUCCCUCUUCCUGAUGAUUGGCAGUUCUGCAUUCAGCAGCUGGUGGCUGGGUCUUUGGCUAGACAAAGGCUCGCAGAUGAUGUGUGGGCCCCAGAGCAACAAGAGCAUGUGUGAGAUUGGCGCAGUGCUGGCAGACACCGGGCAGCAUGUGUACCGGUGGGUGUAUGCAGGGAGCAUGGUGUCUGUGCUGUUGUUUGGUGUCACCAAAGGCUUCAACUUCACCAAGACCACAUCGAUGGCAUCCUUCUCACUACACGAGUGAGUGUUUGACAAGAUCCCAAAGAGCCCAAUGAGCUUAUUUGACACGCCUCUUGCUGGCAGGCUAAUGAAUCGUUUUUCCAGGGAUAUGGAUGAGCUGGAUGUGAGGCUGCCAUUUCAUGCAGAGAGCUUUCUGCAGCAGUUUUUUAUGCUGUUUAUUCUCGUGAUACUGGCUGCUGGAUUUCCUGCUAUCCUUUUGGUCCUGGCUGGCCUUGCUGUAGGCUUCUUCAUUCUUUUAUGCAUUUUCCAUUGAGGAGCCCAGGAGCUCAAGAAAGUGGAGAACGUCAGCCGGUCACCCCGGUUCUCCCACAUCACCUCGUCCGUGCAGGGCCUGGGCACCAGCCACGCCUAUGACCGGAAGGAAGGCUGCAUCAGCAACCACCUCCUGUACUUUAACUGUGCUCUCAGGUGGUUUGCUCUAAGAACGGAUGUCCUCAUGAACAUCGUCACUUUCAUUGUGGCCUUGUUGGUGACCAUGAGUUUCUCCUCAAUCAGUGCUUCAUCCAAAGGCUUGUCAUUGUUUUACAUCAUCCAGCUAAGUGGACUGCUCCAAGUGUGUGUGCGAACAGGAGAGACCCAGGCCAAAUUCACCUUCGUGGAGUUGCUCUGAGAGUAUAUUUUGACCUGUGUCCCUGAAUGCACUCACCUCCUCAAAGAGGGGACUUGUCCUCACGACUGGCCCACCCAUGGGGAGAUAACAUUCAGAGACUAUCAGAUGAGAUAUAGAGACUACACUCCCCUUGUUCUCGAUGGGCUGAACUUGAACAUACCAAGUGGGCAGACUGUUGGGAUUGUGGGAAGAACAGGCUCUGGGGAGGACAAGCUCUGAUCAUCACUGGGAAUGGCCUUGUUUCAUCUGGUGGAGUCAGCCAGUGGCAUGAUGUGCAUUGAUGAGGCGGAUAUCUGCACUAUUGGUUUGGAAGAGCUCAGAACCAAGCUGACUGUGAUUCCACAGGAUCCUGUCCUGUUUGUAGGUACAGUAAGGCACAACUUGGAUCCCUUCGAGAAUCACCCCGAUGAGAUACUCUGGCAGGUUCUGGAGAGAACAUUCAUGAGUGACACAAUAAUGAAACUUCCAGAAAAAUUACAGGCAGAAGUCACAGAAAAUGGAGAAAACUUCUCAGUGGGGGAAUGUCAGCUGCUUUGUGUGGCCUGAGUGCUUCUCCAUAAUUCAAAAAUCAUUCUCCUUGAUGAAGCCACUGCCUUUAUGGACUCUAAGACUGACACCCUUGUUCAGCGAACCAUCAAAGAUGCCUUCAAAGGCUCCACGGUGUUGACCAUCACCCACUGCCUCAGAACAGUCCUCAAUUGUAACCUCAUCCUAGUCAUGGAAAAUGGGAAGGUGGUUGAGUUUGACAAGCCUGAAGUCCUUGCUGAGAAGAUAGCUUCUGCAUUUGCAAUGUUAUUAGCAGCAGAAAACAAAAGUCCAAUUACAAAGGUCCCUGUGGAGGUCACAUCAACUGAUUUUAGAGGACAAGGAGGAUGCAUGGAAUAAGUUGGAUGAGCCUGCAGGAGGAGGGGCUGUCAUCUCAGCCAUCAGCCCUGGUCCACCGUCCC
Messenger RNA from Manis pentadactyla (Chinese pangolin), 4226 nucleotides. It is a transcript of the gene ABCC12, whose product is annotated as ATP binding cassette subfamily C member 12. Gene Ontology annotation, molecular function: ATP hydrolysis activity; ABC-type transporter activity; ATP binding. Lineage: Eukaryota; Metazoa; Chordata; Mammalia; Pholidota; Manidae. Gene Ontology annotation, biological process: transmembrane transport. The record is from RefSeq and is a predicted model, not a curated record. Gene Ontology annotation, cellular component: membrane.